Messenger RNA from Tyto alba (common barn owl), 1725 nucleotides. RefSeq names its product peroxisomal membrane protein 11C. Lineage: Eukaryota; Metazoa; Chordata; Aves; Strigiformes; Tytonidae. Gene Ontology annotation, cellular component: peroxisomal membrane. The record is from RefSeq and is a predicted model, not a curated record. Gene Ontology annotation, biological process: peroxisome fission. The transcript is spliced from 5 exons. Bases 105 to 881 code for a protein of 258 amino acids.
GAUGCCUUCAGGAAGGCGAGGCCGGUGAGCGGGGCCGGGAUCGCUGCCGCCGCCGCCGCCGCCAUCACCGAAAGGCCGCGGUUUGGGUACCGGGCCGCGUCGCCAUGGCGACGGCUCCGCCACCUUCCCGGCAAGCCCCGCGCCGCCGGCGGCACAUCCGGGAAGCCGUUGCUAUGGCGGCGGGCGCCUUCCGCGGCCUAGUCGCUGUGCUGGAGACCUACCGCGGCCGCGACCGGGUGGUCCGUGCGCUUUGCUAUGGCUGUCAGCUGGCGGGCGGAGCGCUGGCCGGGCCUCAGGCCUCGCCAUCCGGGCUGCCCGGGAGCCUCCUGGCCGUGUCGGCCCAGCUGAGCGCCUGCCGCACCGCCCUCCGCCUCUUCGACGACUUCGCCAUGCUCAGCUACAGCUGCAGCUACGGGCUGGGCCCUAAGGAUGAGGACACUUUGGUGCGGGCGCUGUCGGUGCUCUGCAACCUGGCCAACCAGCUCUACUAUCCCUGCGAGCACAUCGCCUGGGCAGCGGACGCCGGUGUUGUCCGCCUCGGCUCGCGGAACUGGUGGACGCUGAGCACAGUGCUCUGGGCUUUCUCCCUGCUCCUGGGCAUCCUGCGAUCCCUGAGAAUCUUGUUCCAGUUAAGAAGAAAGCUGAGGCAGCACAAGUGCAGUACAAAGGAGAGUCAAAAGGAAACAAAAGCCCAAGUAAAGGCUGAAGUUUUGAGCAUCCUCACAGACGCAGCAGAUCUCUCCAACGCAAUCCACUGGCUGCCGCCGGGAUUCCUUUGGGCUGGCCGCUUUCCUCCCUGGCUAGUCGGUCUCCUGGGGACCAUAUCUUCCCUGAUUGGAAUCUACCAGUCAUCUGGAGGAGGAAAUUCUGAAGCUGUAUAAAACAUAAUUAAGCUUCAGGAGGCAAAUUUUUACACGGCAAAAAUGCCUUUAGUGUGAGGCAGGGUGUAUUUUAACAUGCCUGGGUGUUUUUGGUUGUAAUUUCACACAUCCUGUAAUUGGGACUGUAGUCAAGAUGUCUAUUACAGAGAGGAUUGUUUGCGGCUAACAAGUUUUAUCACUCUUCAUCAGAGAAAUCUUUCAGGUGAACCCUCUGAAAAUCAAGAAAUCUCCUAAGACUGGGAAAAUAGAGGGGAAAAGUCACUUCCAUUCUUCCUUCCUCUGUCCCAAAAGACACAUGCAGUAAUUUAAAAGAGCACAAAGUCAGCGUUAGGCGGGGAAGAGGCCAUGGUUCUGUCGCACAAAACUCCUCUGGUCUCGGUGCCUUGUCUGAACCAGGGAGGGGUGACUGGUAUCAGGGAACUUUCUCCAUCAGAUAUUUUGGUGUUUGAGCCCGGAGCAGGUGCCCCAAGCACGGAGAGGAGCAAGCGGUUAUUGUGGCUGUGACUGUUGUGUUUUGAGGGGAAAUGGGAAAGGAACAGCAACUGUUCACAGUUCCUCGAGAGGCUUUCUUCUGGGCUGUGUUGCUCAUCUUAAGGGGAAAUACUGAAAGUUGAGACUUCCUGGGGGAAACAAGAGGCAGCGCUCAGCCUCCAGCCGUGCCUUUAUGGAAUGCCACCGGGUGGAGCUCUUCCACCAGGCUCCAGCAGCAGCCAACAGACUUUUUUUUUAAAAAACAGCAAAUUUAUUAAUCACCUUUCAAAGGACCAAUCAAACCAAUGCCAAGAUGAGUUUUAUAGUUAUAUUUCUAGGCGGUACCAAUAAUAAAUGAGACAAAUACUUCAAA